This is a messenger RNA of Glycine soja, 3444 nucleotides long. RefSeq names its product aminodeoxychorismate synthase, chloroplastic-like. NCBI's taxonomy places the organism in Eukaryota, Viridiplantae, Streptophyta, Magnoliopsida, Fabales, Fabaceae. Bases 375 to 3146 code for a protein of 923 amino acids. Gene Ontology annotation, biological process: folic acid-containing compound biosynthetic process; L-tryptophan biosynthetic process. The transcript is spliced from 15 exons. The record is from RefSeq and is a predicted model, not a curated record.
UUGUGGCAAAUAUAUAUGUAUUUUUCUGAAAGAUAGUGGAGAUACCUUUGCAUCCAAAAAAGUCUGAAUUGGAAUUGGAAUCUAAUCCAUGCAUGAAGCAGGAUGUGGCAACUAAUCAAUGCAUGAAGGGAAGAUGUGAGUAACUCUCCCUCAAUCUGCAACUAAAAGGAAUCAAAUGAAAUACUUCCACACGUCUCACAAUGGCCACAAUCACCAUGCCCCACACAGCCUCAAUCAACUCUCGAGUACACACAAUCAUACCCCACAAGACUGAUGAGUGCAGUAACUCCAUGUCUCAGAUCUAUCUAAGCGUCUGAUUAGAGAUUACCAAGCUGCCAACACUGCUGUGGUGAUGAACACUUUUCCUUGCGAAAAUGAAUACGUCUUUGCGUUUGUUUUCUUCCGAGCUCACAUGUCCUGCGAGUGAAUCCAUGCAAUACACGAAUUCGUCAUUAAGGGUUUCUUGUUUCAUUAAGAAAGGUGGUGGUGUUCGAGUAAGUAAUCGCAAUGGAAGGAACGCGAAGGCGGUGGUUUGUUGCCAAUUGAUGCAUAGCCACAAGGAGGAGGAGUCGAAUGAAAGAAAGAGAAAGCUGCAGGAGCCUGUGCUUGUGCCUGUGAAGAAGGCAGAUUUUGUGAGGACAUUGUUGAUUGACAACUAUGACAGUUACACAUACAAUGUAUACCAGGAACUAUCUAUUAUUAAUGGUGUCCCUCCUGUGGUGAUCCAAAAUGAUGAUUGGACAUGGGAAGAACUUUGCCAUUACUUAUACGAAGAAAAUGCUUUUGAUAACAUUGUAAUAUCACCUGGACCCGGCUCUCCAGCAUGCCCGGAAGAUAUAGGCAUUUGUCUUCAGCUGUUGCUUAAGUGCUGGGAUAUUCCUAUUCUGGGUGUUUGCCUAGGACACCAGGCAUUAGGUUAUGUGCAUGGAGCUCAAAUUGUCCAUGCAUCUGAACCAAUCCAUGGUCGUUUGAGUGAAGUUGAGCACAACGGCUGUCAGCUUUUUCAUGAUAUACCUUCUGGUAAAAAUUAUGGGUUCAAGGUGGUUCGAUAUCAUUCACUGGUUAUAGAUUCUGAAUCACUUCCUGAAGAGCUCAUUCCAAUAGCAUGGACCUCUUCCACUAGCACACUUCCAUUUAUUGGAUCCAAAGAUUUUGGCAAGUUCAAUACUCAUGAAGUUCAGCCAGAUCAAAGCAUUUUCAUUGAUCCUUUUUUAGCUAAAGUAGGAAGUGGAAGUUCAAACCAGUUUGAUUAUGGAAAAACUAGAAGUGCAAGAGUUCUUAUGGGAAUCAAGCAUUCUACAAGACCACACUAUGGUGUGCAGUUUCAUCCAGAAAGUGUUGCAACCUGCUACGGGAGUCAAAUAUUCAAGAAUUUUAGAGAGAUUACAGAUGAUUAUUGGCUGAGAUUUAGGUCAUCAUUCAAGGAAACACAUGCACAUUCUAAUGCAUGCAUGCAGAUUUCAAGUGCUAAUAGACUCUACAGAGAGGUUUGCAGAAGUAUUAGUGCAGAGAAUAAUGCAGUGGAUCAGUUAAAAAAAAUAGUUCAUGCAGAUAGACAUUUGGAAUAUAAUAAAGCUGAGAUGAAGCAUUUAGAAAUGUUCAACAUGGUAAAUACUCCUCAUGCAACCACUGGUUCUAAAUGUUUGAAGUUGAAAUGGAGGAAAUUUGGUCACUUGGCUGGUCAAGUUGGUGGAGCAAAAAGUAUAUUUUGUGGGUUGUUUGGGCAUGAAGCUGAAAACACGUUUUGGUUGGAUAGUUCCUCCACAGAGAAGGGAAGAGCACGCUUUUCAUUUAUGGGAGGAAAAGGCGGAUCACUUUGGAAGCACUUAAUGUUCAGAUUGUCUCAUCAAAGUGAUGGGAGUUCAAAAGGAGGUGGUUAUUUGUCAACUGAAGAUUGUCAAGGUUCUGCUGAAACAAUAUUUUUGGAAGAAGGUUUUCUUGAUUUUUUGAACAAGGAGCUUCAAUCAUAUCAUUAUGAUAAAAAUGAAUGUGAAGGCUUGCCAUUUGACUUUCAUGGUGGAUAUGUCGGUUACAUUGGGUAUGACCUCAAAGUUGAAUGUGGUGUCAAAUCUAACCGUCACAAAUCUAAAACUCCAGAUGCAUGUUUUUUCUUUGCUGAUAAUCUUGUAGCUAUUGACCACAAAAAUGAUGAUGUUUAUAUAUUGGCUAUACAUGAAGAAAGUUCAAGUAUUACACAGUGGUUGGAUGACACACAGGAGAAACUUCUGAGCUUAAAUGGCUCUGUGAGAGUGGCUUUGGAAAUACAGAACUCUCAUCCUUUAACUUUUUACUCAUGUAAGGCUGGUUUGGCCGCUGAAAAAUCUAGAGAGCAGUACAUUGAGGAUGUUAAGAAGUGUCUGAACUACAUUAAAGAUGGAGAAAGCUAUGAGUUAUGCCUCACAACUCAGAUAAGGAAACCUAUUGAGGAAUUGAAUUCUCUUGGACUUUAUCUGCAUUUGAGAGAAAGGAAUCCGGCACCUUAUGCUGCUUGGCUUAAUUUUUCAAAGGAGAAUCUGAGUAUUUGCUGUUCUUCUCCUGAGAGGUUCCUGCAGUUGGAUAGGAAGAAUAUACUAGAAGCUAAGCCCAUCAAGGGUACGAUAGCUCGUGGUGCUACCAAAGAGGAAGAUGAGCUACUCAAAUUAAAAUUACAGUUCAGCGAAAAGGAUCAGGCUGAAAACUUGAUGAUUGUUGACCUUCUAAGGAAUGACCUUGGCCGUGUCUGUGAUCCUGGAUCUGUUCAUGUGCCACGUCUCAUGGAUGUGGAGUCAUAUGCAACUGUUCACACAAUGGUGAGUACAAUUCGUGGGAAGAAGCGGUCAGAUGUCAGUGCUAUAAACUGUGUCAAAGCUGCAUUUCCUGGUGGUUCAAUGACAGGUGCACCUAAGUUGAGAUCAAUGGAACUUCUUGAUUCUAUUGAAAGUUGUUCUCGAGGUAUCUACUCCGGCUGUAUUGGUUUUUUCUCGUAUAAUCAAAGAUUUGAUCUAAAUAUUGUCAUAAGAACAGUCAUUAUACAUGAGGGUGAAGCUUCAAUAGGAGCUGGAGGGGCAAUUGUUGCUCUGUCAAACCCCGAAGAUGAGUACGAAGAGAUGGUCUUGAAGUUUUGCUUAGAGCUCAUAUGCCAAAGAAAUAGUUUUUUCCUUUCAUAGAAUAGUAAGGAAUGUUGUAGUAUAUCAAGGCUUAAUAGUUUUAGGGUUAGAAGUCAAUUGGUUUUCUUUUCACACAGGAGGGUUCCUUUUCAAUUUUUAGAAGCAUAGAUGAAUUGUAUUAGUAAUAUUAAUGCAUAGAUGAGCAUGGCCACAAUUUAGGCUUGCUGGGUUGUACUUCUCUGCUUCAGGUUUUUCUAUAAUGUGAUUCGAGUUGCAUGAAUUCCCGGUGUUCUUAUUGUAUUCAUUCAUUUCCUUGUGAUAUUUGUGACCUUUUUGUUCAAUGAUAUUCUUUCUGCUA